Molecule: messenger RNA, 1500 nt
Organism: Megalops cyprinoides (Indo-Pacific tarpon)
Lineage: Eukaryota; Metazoa; Chordata; Actinopteri; Elopiformes; Megalopidae
Gene: dedd2
Product: death effector domain-containing 1
Exons: 6
Coding region: 137-1285 (382 amino acids)
Biological process (GO): extrinsic apoptotic signaling pathway via death domain receptors; regulation of apoptotic process; apoptotic process
Cellular component (GO): nucleolus
Molecular function (GO): DNA binding; protein binding
Source: RefSeq, a predicted model, not a curated record
AGCCGCAUUAACAUCUAUUAGGCAGCUGACGUUAAUUCGUUGAAGUGGUAAUGACCGUGCCACUAGCUAAUGGACGAAGAGAUGAACAGCAGGAAGCAUCUGUUCUGAUUACGGCAAAGUUCUCUCUAGAAAAACAAUGGCAGCAGUGCGCAGACCACGUUAUUCCCUGUGCUGGGAAGAAACCGAGUGCUUGACUUAUUACGGGAUGCUGUCCCUUCAUGAGAUCUUCGAAGUAGUCGGUUCCCAGCUGACGGAGACUGACGUGGAAGUGCUGUCCUUCCUUCUGGACGAGACCUACCCCGGGACGCAUCCCCUCGACCCAGUGGGCUGGACCCCAGAGAUCGCUAGUGGCAACCCCGAAGCGAAUGACGUCGCCUCCCCCAGCCCGAGGCUCCUGGAGGCCUGGCGUCGGCUACAGCCCCGGGGAUCCCCGUGUCCGAUCGCGGCUCGACACAAACGCAAGAGCGGCGUGGAACUGCUCCUCGAACUUGAAAGGCGCGGCUAUCUCAGCGAGGGCAACCUGGAGCCGCUGCUGCAGCUGCUACGAGUGCUGACGCGGCACGACCUCCUGCCCUUCGUCUCCCGCAAGAAAAGGAGGGCCGUGUCUCCAGAACGUUUCGUUGUGGAGAAUGUGGGUGAAGGCGGAAGACAGAGUGGCUCCACUGGACUGACGGACGGCUAUGAACAGACUGACUCUUCACAAAACCAUUUGCCACGGCAGUGGAAGGCAGGUGUUGACCCGUCCGUACCGGCGCCCACCUCCACUCCCCGGAAACGGGGCCGAGGUCGCCGCCGUGCCGGCGUCACGGGCGGCGCCUCCCGCAGGAGGGUGGUGGAACAGCCUGAGACCCCCUCCCAGCCGCAGCAGCCUGAGCAAGAGAAAGUCACAUGCGACAUCAGGCUGCGUGUGCGAGCUGAAUACUCGGAGCAUGAGUCGGCGCUGCGGGGCGGCGUCUCCUCCGACAAGCAGCAGCCGCUGGAGCGGCAGUUCGAGCUCUUCAGCCGCGCCAGCUCCGUGCUGCGGGCCCGCGACCUGGGCUCCAUCAUCUGCGACAUCAAGUUCUCGGAGCUGGGCAACCUGGACGCCUUCUGGGCCGACUACCUGAGCGGCGCCCUGCUGGAGGCCCUCAAGGGCGUCUUCAUCACCGACUCCCUGAAGAGGGCGGCCGGCCACGAGGGCGUGCGGCUGCUGGUCAGCGUGGACCAGGACGACUACGAGGAGGGCAGGAGGCUGUUGCUGGAGAGCCAGGGCAGGGCGGGAUACCGGGCCGGGACCAGGUCCUGACCGGUCUGCGCUGACUGGAGAAUGAAGGAUGAUGAGGAGGAAGGAGAUCCAGCCUGGAGCCCUUCGUCCUCUCUUGAGCUUUCUCUCUCCAUUUUGAAGGCAUGGCCUUUCUGAGGCCGGAUGCAAAGGACCCCCCAGAAGCACCAAGCUUGAGACGCAGACGAAACUUGAUGAAAGACUGAACGCGCAAAACCUCUCUGUGCAAAACACACACA